GUGCCCGCGUCCCUGCUGGGCACGGCGGUGGGCGGCGCGGUGCUGCUCAGGGAUUACGUCGCCGGUGGGGCCUGUCCCAGCAAGGCCACCAUUCAGGGGAAGACUGUCAUUGUGACGGGAGCCAACACUGGCAUUGGGAAGCAGACGGCCUUGGAGCUGGCCAGGAGAGGAGGUAACAUCAUCCUGGCCUGUCGAGACAUGGAGAAGUGUGAGGCGGCGGCAAAGGACAUUCGAGGGGAGACCCUGAAUCACCGUGUCAACGCACGGCACCUGGACUUGGCCUCGCUGAAGUCCAUCCGAGAGUUUGCAGCGAAGGUCAUUGAAGAGGAGGAGAAUGUGCACAUCCUGGUCAACAACGCGGCCGUGAUGCGGUGCCCGCACUGGACCACAGAGGAUGGCUUCGAGAUGCAGCUGGGCGUGAACCACCUGGGUCACUUUCUUCUGACAAACUUACUGCUGGACAAGCUGAAGGCCUCAGCCCCUUCUCGGAUCAUCAACCUCUCGUCCUUGGCUCACGUUGCUGGGCACAUCGACUUUGAUGACCUGAACUGGGAGAAGAGGAAGUAUAACACUAAAGAGGCCUACUGCCAGAGUAAGCUGGCCGUGGUCCUCUUCACCAAGGAGUUGAGCCGGAGGCUGCAAGGCACAGGUGUAACCGUGAACGCUCUGCACCCUGGGGUGGCCAGGACAGAGCUGGGCAGACACACGGGCAUGCAUAGCUCUGCCUUCUCUAGCUUCACUCUCGGGCCCAUCUUCUGGCUGCUGGUCAAGAGCCCCCAGCUGGCGGCCCAGCCCAGCACCUACCUGGCUGUGGCAGAGGAGCUGGAGGGCGUUUCUGGGAAGUACUUCGAUGGACUCAAAGAGAAGGCUCCGGCCCCCGAGGCCGAGGAUGAGGAGGUAGCCCGGAGGCUUUGGGCUGAAAGUGCUCGCCUGGUGGGCUUGAAGAUGGCCUAGGGGUGCGCUGUGUGGGGACAGCCCCACCCCGAAUCCCCUGGGAGCCUGCGUGAAAACCGUCAGGAUGGGGCUGCAAGACCGAGGCUAGGUGCCAUGUCCACACCACCCACUAGGUGGCGGUAUUGACACUAUGAGCUUCAAGAGUAAGAAGCCUGCCUGCCAUGCCGGAAGCAGCCACUAGAUGGCAGCAUCGGCCAAAUCGUAAAAUUAAGGCACCUGCCUGCCAUGCCUGCAGGAGCCGCCAGGUGGCAGCAUUGACCAAGGAAUGCUGGCUGCCAUGCUCACAUCGCCCUCCAGGUGGCAGCAUUGGCCUUUUCUCCCCCCUCUCUUUUCUGGCCACAGUGGCUUGGACUGCAAGUGGGCACCUGACCCCGGGGCUGCCACAGGUGAGCUGGGCCAUCAGGUCCCUUAGGAAUCUAAACUGGGAAAUGCUGGGGGAGGAGCCGGCUCCCUCUGAUGUGGGCCACAGUGAGGGAUCGAGUUCAGGGUCCCCUGUGGGACUUUACAUACCUCGGGCUCCUCCCUGAGCCUGUUUCCCCAACUAUAAGUUGUGCAGAAUCUCGUGACUACCUCACAGGAUGGCCUGCUGAGCAUUAACAGGGAAAGUUUACUGAGGGUCUUAGUGUGCUAGGCCCUGGCCAGGUGCAGGGUGGGGGUGGGUGUACCCCGAGAACAGGUCCCCCCACACCUGGCCCAUAAUCCCUGAGUCACGGCCCGGGCAGGUGAACAACGCACCAGCCACUGCUGCCGAGGGCCCGGGAGGCCUGGGGUCACGACCUUCCCUUGCCCGUGGGCUCUCAGGCUUCCUCUUUAAUCAUAAUUAAAGGUCUCCCUGAGUCAUCGGUCUCGCUUUCUCCCUCCGGGCUCGAGGGGAAGCGCCAGCGAGCUCCUGUGUGUGUUCCUUUGGGAAGCAGAGCUGGCGGCUUAACCCAGGCCGGGAAGCCACUCAGACAUCCAGAGGGUUAGAGAUGGAAGGGUCCCCUCACGCCUCUCGAUUGGCGACAGUCAUUGGAGUCUGGGUUAUCCUGUGUGUGAGAAAUGGGGCUGGCUCUGAGCUCAGGCACAG
Miniopterus natalensis is the source of this 2020-nucleotide messenger RNA. RefSeq names its product retinol dehydrogenase 13 (gene RDH13). The record is from RefSeq and is a predicted model, not a curated record. NCBI's taxonomy places the organism in Eukaryota, Metazoa, Chordata, Mammalia, Chiroptera, Miniopteridae. Gene Ontology annotation, molecular function: oxidoreductase activity.